Messenger RNA from Brassica napus (rape), 1380 nucleotides. RefSeq lists its product as uncharacterized. The record is from RefSeq and is a predicted model, not a curated record. Bases 1 to 1380 code for a protein of 459 amino acids. Lineage: Eukaryota; Viridiplantae; Streptophyta; Magnoliopsida; Brassicales; Brassicaceae. Gene Ontology annotation, molecular function: zinc ion binding. The transcript has a single exon.
AUGCGUGGUGAGCAUGGGAUCGAGGUGUCCAAGUCUUUAGCGUGGGAUGCGCGUGAGUAUGCUAUCAACACAAUGACAGGUAUUCCAGAAACAGGUUAUGCGAAGAUUCCCAAAUACUUGCACAUGAUGAAGGAAGCUAAUCAUGGGUCACAUACAUCUUACGAAACUGACAAGGAUGGGAUAAUCAGAUUCCAUUUCAUCUCGUUUGGGCAGUGUGUCCGAGGUUUUUACAGAGCCAUUCGAAAAGUUAUUGUUCUAGAUGGGACGUUUUUGAAGAGCAAAUUCAAAGGUGUUUUACUGGUUGCUACUGCUUUGGAUGGAAACUCAAGUUUAUAUCCACUUGCAUUUAGAGUUGUCGACUCAGAGAAUGACCGCUCGUGGGACUGGUUUAUGAGACAACUUAAAGUGGUUAUUGCUGAUGACCAGAGUUUAGCUUUUGUGUCUGAUAGGAAUACCUCACUUUCUAAAGCUAUUGCAAACGUGUACCCUCAAUCUCAUCAUGGAAUUUGCAUUCACAACUUACUGAAUAAUGUUGUAACUUAUUACCAUGGGAAAGGUUUGGUUGGUUUGGUUGCAAAUGCUUCUAAAGCUUAUCGGGUUGUUGAUUUUCAGAAGAUCUUUACAAAUAUUUUCUCGAUUAGUCAUGAGAUAGGGAAAUACCUAAUAGAAGCUGAUGUGAGAAAGUGGGCUCGCUGUCAAUUUCCUGGUUUUAGGUAUGAUAUUAGGAGCAAUAAUCCUGCUGAAUCGAUGAAUUUUGCAUUGUGUUCGUCAAGGGAGUUUACGGUCAUUCCUCUACUGGACAUCAUAAGGGAAAUGAUAACUCGAUGGUUUUUUGAAUGUAGAACUCUAAGUUCUAAGAAUUCAAAGCCAUUGACCACAUAUGUGGAAAAGAAGAUUGAUAGAAGGAUUCAGAAGGGAAAGACGUUAACAGUUUACCCGAUUAACGAUUACUGGUUUCUGGUUUGUGGAGACAAAAUUGAAUGUACGGUUGAUUUGGUGAGAUGCACAUGUUCUUGUGGAAAAUUCGACUUGUUAAAGAUCCCAUGCAGGCAUGCCAUAAAAGCCGGUUUCAGUGUAGGCAGACCAGUUCACAGUCUGACUGACGAGAAGUACACAACUUCUUCUUGGAUCUCAGUUUACGAGGAAAGAAUAAAUCCGAUAAGUGUCCCUGAAGAUGCAUGGAUUGUGCUAGAACAUGUGGAGAAGGCAAAAUUUCUUUCUCCAGAGAGUAGAAGAGCAGCAGGAAGGAGGAAGAAAAGAAGAUACGAGACAGUUAAAGUCAAGAUUUGUUCACAAGGAAGUAAAGGUUCCACAAGACGCAAAUGCAGUAGCUGUGGGAUUGAAGGGCACAAUAGGUCAACUUGUGAUAGAGCAAUAUAG